AUUGAUUUUGAAUUUAAACGAAUCAUAAACAUAAAGAAUAAAAGUGAUGUCGGGGGACAACCACGAGGGCGUCGUGAGGCAGGGGAUGCAGAACGGAGCUAUUUCGUUCAUCGAGAAACCCGUGUCUGCAAACGCCCUAACGUGUCUCUGGAGGUUCCUAACCUCCCAAAGGAAGGGCGAAAUGGGGUGUAGUACUAUGGAGGUGCCAGUGGAGAUCAUCAGCUCUCCACCUGCAGCCGCCGUCCCGCCAGGAUGUCCGCAGGGACAAUAUGGACGGACGGCAGCUGGCGGUCGUGGUGGCGGUUCUGAAUCUGGGGUGGCGAUGAAGAAGAAGAUGGUGUGGACGGACCCACUCCACUUCAAGUUCUUGGAUGCCGUCAAUACUCUUGGCAUUGAGAAUGCUGUGCCGAAGAAUAUAUUGAAGGCCAUGAAUGUGAAAGGAUUGACAAGGGAGAAUGUGGCUAGUCACUUGCAGAAAUACCGGCAAUUCCUCCGGCGGAACAUUCAAGAACUCCAAAACGGCUUGUUGUCCGGCGCCGGCUACCAGCCAAGAUUUGCCCCCAAAAGGGUCAGCAGAUUCGCCAAGCUCGAACAGCUCUUUACCCACGCCCAACUCGAGGCUGUCUCCGCCGCCGUCUCGCCGUCUCCGGCCGCCGGGAACACUUCAUGUGCGGCGCCUCCUCUGUCAAGCCACGACGAAUCACUCUUCUACCGGGGCUGGACCAGAGACCCCAUCGCCGGAAACGCCAAUUCCCAUUACCCUUCGCCGGAGACGUUUUUCCCCAACGGAUCCGGCGAAUACGAAUCAUCGUCUUCAUGCCUCGGGAACUUUAACGUUGUUCCGGGAAACGCGGAGCAGAGUCAAAACAUGGCGGCUGCCGGGUGUUAUUAUGAUAGCGUUCUCCCGGAAAACGAUGAUCUUCUUUCCGGCGUCUUAAACUUCAUCGGAGAAUCCGAAGACGUCGGCGACGGGGAAGGGUACAGCUCGACGUGCUCGUAUUCAACGCCGCCGCAGUACUCCGUGCCGCAGUUUGGUGAGAGCGACAUGAUGCAGGAGGUUUCGCCGCAGCAAGAUUUCCCGAUGGAUUUUACGGCGGCUUUCGGAGGCUGGGGGGGAAAUUAUGGUACUUAUGCGGCGGCGCAUAAUCCAACCUGCGAGUUCUCCAUGCAGAACAUGGCGGCGGCUGAUAAUAGUUCAGGAGGCUAUCAAUUUAAUCUAUACUAUCCCAAUAACGAUCAGCAAGUUGGGAAUGAAGAAGCAUUGUUGAUGGAGAAGUAUAAUAAUCCUCCUGGUGAGGGUGUUGGGUUUGAUCACUGGUAUGACUAUUCUCAAUGGCUCACUCAGCCUUUUCUUCAGGAAGAAGCAAUAAUGGAAGGAGAGAGGUAUGAAAGCAGGCAACUCCUCCUCCAAACAUCUCACCAGAAUUUCAGCCACCAGCACUACUACUCAAAAACAUCCCACCAGCGCGACAACGUAGAUGACGACUUUGUGCAAUCCAUCUUUGCUGCAAACCCAUAUGGAAUGGGAGCUGCUGCCAAUGCUCAAGGCUUCUUCUCAUAGAUCUCAUUUGUUUGUUUGUUUGUUUGUUUGUUUGAGAAAGAGAUUGCCAAUAUUAAUGCUGGACUUGUAAAUAUUUGAAUUAUGUGUAAACUAUUUGGAAGUUAAUUACCAUGUCUGGUAAAAACAAAUGGUACUAUAAGAG
Cuscuta campestris is the source of this 1703-nucleotide messenger RNA. NCBI's taxonomy places the organism in Eukaryota, Viridiplantae, Streptophyta, Magnoliopsida, Solanales, Convolvulaceae. The record is from the annotation of a GenBank genome assembly.